AUGAAGCGCUCACCAGUAUCACAUGCAGCUGGGAAACGUCUUUGUGACUUCAUCAAAGACAAAGAGCACCUCGAGUGUGGGCGUGGUAUUCAUUAUUAUACCAUUAAUAAUGACAGCGAUACUUGGAUGUGGUUUUAUAUGGAUAGAAGAACUGACAGUGCUGGACGCCAGGAACUGUGGCCGGUGAAACCGCAAGAGUUUCUGCCGGAGCGAACUUUCGAAUGGCGACGAUAUCUCUACUUAGUCGUACAUGGACGUCUCAACGAGGACGGGUCUUAUCCGAACAUUUUAAACGGGUCAUACUUGGACGAAAUAGCGCGAAUGGAGGCCGAUUUAGCAGCUAAUAUUACCUUUAACGAGCCAACCACAAUGGGAAAUGAAAAGGACACCUUUGCCCAUGACUCUUGCAUAACUACGGCGAAUGCUACGGAGAUAAGCAACAUGAUCAGGCUACUGCAACGGCGUCAUGAGUUGGAGGCAAAAGGCAUCACUGUCACCUAUCCUCAAGCGAAUACCGGAGGUACACCAAUAUAUUUAGCGUUCAAUAUCGGUGGUGUCGAUACAUUUCCGAACGACACGAUCAAGAGCGUGCAUGCGAUGAGGAUUUGGUACUUCCUGAGAUUCGACACACCGACACUGGACGCCAUGGCCAAGGAAUGGGAGGAGGCUGGUGCAAAGUAUGUCAGAGAAAAAUACGGCGAUAACCCACUGAUAAAGUGUCACAUCAAACACUCGCGAAUCGUGGAUCAGGGCCUC
Molecule: messenger RNA, 756 nt
Organism: Ostertagia ostertagi
Lineage: Eukaryota; Metazoa; Nematoda; Chromadorea; Rhabditida; Trichostrongylidae
Source: the annotation of a GenBank genome assembly